Scophthalmus maximus (turbot) is the source of this 7069-nucleotide messenger RNA. It is a transcript of the gene bcor, whose product is annotated as BCL6 corepressor. Gene Ontology annotation, cellular component: nucleus. Gene Ontology annotation, molecular function: protein binding; transcription corepressor activity. Gene Ontology annotation, biological process: negative regulation of transcription by RNA polymerase II. The transcript has 15 exons. Bases 450 to 6188 code for a protein of 1912 amino acids. Lineage: Eukaryota; Metazoa; Chordata; Actinopteri; Pleuronectiformes; Scophthalmidae. The record is from RefSeq and is a predicted model, not a curated record.
UGUGUGUGCGUGCGUGUGUGCUUGUGUGUCUCCGCGAGUGUGCGUGCGCGCGCAGCCACUGCCGUGCGCCGGAGGCUUAUGGUAAUUGCGGUCUCCCUACUGGCCUUCUGGGUAGAGUCUGCGCGAGUGGGAGUGGAGCGAGUCGCUCGGUCUCGGCAGCGUUCAUCCAUUCCGUGCGGCACUCCCCGUACAGCUCCGUGCGUCCUCGGUGCGAAACAAGGGGGCUCCGACCGGGCUCGCUCUCUCUCUCUCUCUCUCUCUGUCUCUCUCUCUCUCUCUCUGCGCUCGUCGAAAGGGGAAACCGCGGGACGGAGAGCGACACGGAAUAACCUUCAGCGAACCCCCCCGACCGGACGCGGACUGCGCAGACGGAGAGGACAUGGAGUGACGGCGCGAGCGGGAGAAAAAGGGGCUUUUUCCGAGCGCGGCGUGCUCCGCUGAAACCCAACAUGGCGCUGCUGCGAGCAGACAGGACCGUAAUUGGGCCAGUCUACGUACGCACGGGAUCGCUGCCCCCCCCACCCCCCCACCCCGAGUUAACUUGGGAAAAACAGGAAAAAGGCGUGAGUUGGAGCGCACGAGACGACGGCUGGAACUGGCACCAAUUAACCAGGGCAACAUCUGUUCGUGAUGUCGAUGCUGAGACACAAACCAACCUGGAACUAAGACAAGGGAACCACAUCACACAAAACAUGGUGGAUGCGAGGUUGACACCCCUGGCAGCAAUGGGGCUUGACCGAGGCGCUCUGAUGCAUGAUGGCCUUCGUCUCCAUGGUGGGGUUGUAUACCCAGGGAUCAGAGCACUACCAGCUGACAAGAGCAGAGAGACGCCCGGUCUCCCCCUCACUUAUAACAGGGAUGGCCUCCCAGAGCUCAUCUACAAGCCUGAUGGCCCUCUGGACAGUCGUAAGCCCAAUAAUGGAUACCUGGGCCUCUACAAGGGCACCCAUCCAGGUCACCACAAGCCUGUGCUGGUUCCUGGAGCUGAAGGUCUAGGCUUGGAACGCAGAGUGGUGCCUGGAGACAAAGCAUCUGAGCUGGGCUUGGCUGGUGGCAGCUACCUGCGCCUGCCAUGGCUCAGCCCCUACCCUGAAGCAAGCAUGUAUCCCUUCAUGGACACAUCCAAGUAUGCGGCUCUAAACAUGUACAAAGCCUCCUUGCUCAGCCAGCCCAACCCCUAUCUUCCCCAGCACCUGGCCUACUCUAUGUGUGCAGCUCAGGGGGGUAACCCUGCUGCAGCGUCUGCUGCAGAGAGGCUAUACUAUAUGCCACCUUAUCCUCCCUCUCCCAUCUCUUCUCCAAUGGUGGCGCCCCCCAUGAGGAUUCCUACAGUUACAGUGGCUCCCACAUCACUGGUACACUGCCAAGACAAAGGGCUUGGUGUUCCACCUUCAUUUGCACAGCAACUUCACCAACCUUCCCCUCAUUCUCAGCACCAUCAGGCUGCUUUAGACAGGGACCGGUCCCCAAGCAGGAGCAGUCGCCCAAGCAGACCUCCCUCUCGGAAGGGCUCAAGCAACAACAAUAACAGCAGUACUUCUAGCACUAGUGGCACCAAUGGUGGGAAUAAUAAUAGUCUGCCUACUGAUUCUUCUUCUCAUGCAUCCUCUCGCCUUCCCCAGCCUCCCCAUUCCCCUGCUCUCAAUGACAGUUCACAAGACAUACAAAGACCAGUUGCUAGGAUCGGACAACCACCCACCUCCUCCACUUCUUCAGUAUCUUCUUCAUCCUCAACCACGCAGUCCAUUCCUCAUCCAUUCUCUGUGAGCAGCAUGGCAUCAGAGCAGCCCUCUCCUGCCCGGCCCAGCCCCCACAAGUCCAGGCAGAGAGAUGGUGCAUCUGAGCACAGAAGUUUAGGGGUUGAAAGGAGACCCAGCAGGUCGCCCUCCAAGCCUAAUUUUGAGAGGCCAGCUCACCAACCCCAAGCAACCAAAGACUCGGCUGAGAAGCCCUUAGAUUUGUCUGGAAGAAUACUUGAGUUUGGACUGCCUCACAAUGGAUUCCCAGUUAAGAUGGACACUAUGGCAUCGAGUGCACGUUAUGGACUACCCCCUAGCCGAGAGCUCCUUAAGGAAAACCUGUCCCUCUCUCCCUCCUCCCAUCCUCACUCUGUGGUCAGCAGCACUUCUUCAAAGGUCUCAGAGAGGCCAGAGAUGAUCAGCACUUUACACUCCUCCUGGGUUGUACCUAGCCCUUCUCCUUCCCAUACGCAGCACACCCCAGGCCUGCCCUCCUCUCCAAGGCCUAACGCAGACCUGGGCCUUUCACAAGCCAAAGGCUCCUCACCCUCCGUCAUCAAACACAAGGGUCUGGAGAGAGUUCACCCUCAGCAACGUAGCUCAUCCUGUCCAAGGACUGUGGAGCCCAACCAUAACGUUUCCUCCACUCAACACUCUGGCUCUUCUCUGGUCAGUUCAAGGGCUCUUUCUCCCAAACCUAAUGGUGAGUGGGUCAAACAUAGCCCCAGCCAAUCAGAACAUCCAUCAGUUGGGUGCCACCACAGAGAGGGAACAGAGAAGUCCUCCCUGACCACUAAGAGAGGUGAAACAACUCCAGAGGUGCAAUCAUACAAGAGGCCCUGUGUAGAGAAUGGUCACCCCUCCGGCCACCUUUACCUCCCUCAAAAUGACGCUUAUCUGAACCACAGUUUGGCUUAUGCCAAUAGAUACCUGCACUACCCCAUCCCUGAUGGCAUGGCACUUCACUCCCUGCCAAUUACAGGGAAAGGCCCAGUCUACCCUCAUCCAGUACUGCUUGGCAGCAACAGCCUCUACCCAACCCACCUGGCAGCAAAACACCCUUUACCGUACCACAACCUCCCAGCUGGUCCAGGAGGGGAGUACCUCACUUAUAACUCACAGGAGAUGGCCCAUCCCCUGAUGCAGACUCACUCAGAAAAUAAGCUGCCAGAAAGGGGAGAUUCAAGUUUGAAGCCUCGGGGACAGGAAAAAUCACGGGGGGCUGUUGAGGAAUGUGUUGGCCACAGAGAUCACAAUAUUGGGAAAGAGACUGGUGAAGGAAGCCAAAUAAAGCCUGGAAGAGAUUCAGGAGCACAAGGACAGGUUGGCAGCCAAAGCAAAGCUCCUUCUUCCUCUUUAACAUCCAGAGAAAAGAUUGUAUGCAUUGACCUUGUACACUCUGACACAGAUAUUGAGUCUACCCCAACAGUCCACAAACAGCCUUCCGGUGAGACCAGCACCAAGGUUAACCAAAAUGAAUGUUGUCAUAGUAACCAAAAUCUAACAAAGACUGACUAUGAGCCUAAACACCAACACCACCUUUCACAUCCUUAUCAAAUCCACUCUGGACAGAGCCCCACCCUGAAGCCCAACUACAGUGACAGACAGCCAGAACCUCCCUUUGGGAAAGCAAAGGUUCUUCAGGACACAGGCUGUCCAGGGGUGACAUCUAGCACAUCCCUGACUUCCCCGAGUCAGAUUGAUCAUUCAGAGGAGAGCCUGGGGGAACGGAGUCCCAGCCCAGACCCUGGAGACCAGGACCAGAGCACCUUGCGCUGUGCUCGUACUUCUGGGGAGCGCAGCUCUGGUAAGGACAAAGGGGACAGGGACCGCCGAGCUCUCUUCAUCACUCAGCACUGCACAGAUGUGGUGACGGAGUCGGACCAGGAAAAAAUGUGCGAGAGGGAGACUGAAAGGGAAGACAGUAUUGUUGACCUCGGAGAGUCCCAAGGAGAAGGGGAUGAGGAGGACGAAGACGGUAACCAGACUUCAUCUAAAGGGUCUCGUAGAUCCAGUCUGGCCAAGAGGAUUGCUAACUCCACAGGCUACGUUGGCGACCGCUUUAAAUGUGUCACCACUGAGCUGUAUGCUGACUCCAGCAAGCUGAGCCGUGAACAGAGAGCUUUGCAGAUGGAAGUCAUAUCACGAGAGGGGAGUAAUAUAAGUCAACCUGCAGCUAACUGGGAGCGGGCAAUGAUGCGGUUCUCGGAGCUGGAGCUGAAGGAGAAGGAGGGCGGCGGUGUGUGUGUGUCUGCCUCAGCAGCAGGACGGGAGCUGGCAGACGGCCAGCGCAGAGAGCGAGCGCUGGAACACUGCCAGCACACCACCAGGCAGGGAGAGAGGGAGGAUGUCCGGCCGGCGUACACUAAUAACAGAGUUCCAGUCCUCCAGAGGUGUGGGGGCCCGAGGGAGCCUUGGUCCCCAGGGCAGGGGGCCAGAGACGGGGCCAGAGGUGCCUGCCACGGAGGGCUAAAUGACGGAACGAGGAAGGUGUUCAGAGAGUCAGAAGACGGUUAUUGCAUGCCCCCCACUUUGACUCCGGCGAGAGGGUACGCCGAGGAGAGAGCCUGCCUUGGCUUUGGCGCCGCCAGGAAGCGUCCACUCUACAUCAAGGCCGAGCAGGAGGACUCGGAGAGGGAGGACGCGGAGCGGCUGUUCCACGCAGAGAAAAGACCCAAAAUUUCUGCAGAUGAGCGUGAACAGGCCAGUCCCGACGAGGAUGACGACGACGAGGUGCGCAAGCUUAAGGUCUGCAUUGAGCUGAAGGGCCUGAGACUCAGCAAGCCCGCCACCGGCGCAGUUUCCCCCGAUGGGUUCCAAAUCAAACAGGAGAGGCCGUGGCCCCAGCCCCGAUUGGUCGCCCAGGCCCAGAGCCCGCGGGAUCGCAAGAUCAGGGCCGGUGAGCCAGACGAGCGAGCCGCAGCGCAGCGAGCUGAGAUCAACAGGAAAUGGGGCUGCGAGAAGCUACUUAAUGGAGUAGCUACUCCUCCCCUUCCCCCCAGCCAGCUGAAGGACAGAGCGUACCCGCUGGACCCCUUCUCAGGUGACCGUGGCCUCAAGGAGCCCAGGAGGGCCCCCCCUUCUCCGGCCCCGGAGCAGUCCAUGGGAGGCACCCCUCCCCUCAAGCCUCGUCGCCAUAGUGACGCGGACAAACCCAAGGGCAAGCGGCCCUGCAAGACCAAACACACCGGGCAGAGGGAGCGAGAGCGGGAGAAAAGGAAAGACGGCGCUCCCAACAGCCCGGGCCAGCAGUGUGUCCCCGAUCUGGGAGCAGCCGAAGACGACAAGCUGACUGAGCAGCGCUGCGCUCCGAGGAAGAGAGCCGCCUCUCCUAAUCAUUAUCCCUGCUCUCCAGUCAAGCCCUGCUCCCCCGCCGCGCUCUGCCCGCCCUCCCUGCAGCCCCAGGUGAACGGCCGAGCUGGCAGUGUCCCACCAGAGGCAACGGGGCUGCACAGGACACCCCCCGCCGAGCCCCCCACGGUGCGUCCAAUCCCGCCAGAGGCUCGCCGGCUGAUAGUGAACAAGAACGCCGGGGAGACUCUGCUCCAGAGAGCGGCGCGGCUUGGCUACGAGGAGGUGGUGCUGUACUGUCUGGAGAACAGAGUAUGCGAGGUGAAUCACAGAGACUACGCCGGCUACUGUGCUCUCCACGAGGCCUGCGCCCGCGGCUGGAUCAGCAUAGUCCAACACCUGCUGGACUACGGGGCCGACAUCAACUGCAGUGCACAGGAUGGCACCAGACCGAUUCACGAUGCCGUGGAGAACGACCACCUGGACGUAGUGAGAGUCCUGCUGUCCUAUGGCGCUGACCCUACUCUGGCCACGUAUUCUGGCCGGGGCCUCCUCAAGAUGACCCACAGUGACAGCAUGGAGCACUUCCUCACUGAUUAUUUUGCUGACCUUCAGGGCCGCUCAGAUGACGACCCAGGGCUUUACUGGGAAUUCUAUGGCAGCGCUGUGUGUGAGUCUAGCGAAGACGGCAGGGUCUAUGACAUCCUGGCAGACCCACCGGGCCCAGAGGACGAGGCUGAGGACGAAAAGAGGGAGGUGUUCGAGUUUGAGUUCUCUGACCGACCUCUGCUGCCGUGCUACAACAUCCAGGUGUCCCUCUCCCAAGGCCCAAGAAACUGGCUGCUGCUGUCCGACGUGCUUCGCCGGCUGCGGAUGUCGGCGCGUGGUUUCCGACAGACCUUCCCCCACAUGGAGGUGGUGACGGUGGCGGAGGCAGAGUUUUACCAGCAGGCGUCUCUGUCGCAGCUCUUCUCCUGCCCAGAGGAGCUGGAGGGAUUCCACCCGGACAGCAAGGAGCUGUUGGACCUGGUGGAGGACAGCGCCGAGCUGGCCGCCCUGCUGGGCUCCACACUGGAGUUCCUGGACGACCGCUGGGACCACCCAGGGGACAAACUGAAGGACAAAAUCAGGGCUGUCGGCAAGCUGGGCUCAUCCUGACCCCUGGGGCCACUAAAACCAGGACCUUGAUGCUUACUGACUUUAGUUUGCUUGAAAACCAACCAGGGGUUAUGACGACAUGCCUCAGCCUGACUUUUUUCGCUCCCACGCUUCGGCCCUGCUCCGGACCAGCACUGGUGCACUGUACAGAUGGAUUGACCUGCUGGCUGCCCGAGCUGCUCAGAUAUAUCCCUCCGUUAACUGAGGAUCAAUAAAUUUGUGGCUAUGUAGACUCAUAAUGGUCUUAUUUUUAUAAAUUAAUAUAUGUUAUAAGUGAAUAAUUAUGAAUAUAUAUAUAUCUAUAUAUAGAUAUAUAUAGAUAUAUAUAUCUAUAUAUAUAUAUAAAUAGCGAGAUUCUUUUCUUUUGGAUGUUGCUCACGACUCCUCCGAAAGAUUUUGUAUGACGAGUGUAGUCGUGUUGUCAGCAAGUGUGUGUGGGCGCACAGCACAUUGUUCAUGUGUGUAGCUGUACAGGAUAGUACUGAGACUGUGCUAUUGAAUGUGGUAUUUGUGUUUAUAGGAAGCACAUGAUCAGUUUUUUUCUCUCUCUCCUCAGACUUUAGCGCUCGCUUGAGCCUCAGGGGCUGUUUUGUUGUAUCUUUUCUUUUUCUUUUCAAAAUGCUCAGAUUUUGCUUCCUGUCCAGUCUGUAAUUUAACAUGCGAAAACUACAAAAAUUGUUUGUAUAAUAAAAGUUUUAAGAUAAUGUUGAUAUUCACCGUUCGGCACAGAGCUUGUAUAUAACAGGGAGGCGUUACUGCAGUAAAGUAAUUUUGGUGUGUUCAUUUUUGUUUUAAUUUUGUAAUUAAAAUAUCUCAUAAUUUGUAUUUAUAUUUUACAAAAGAAGUUGCUUUAAAAUAAAUAUACAAACUGCAAGAUGAAA